UGUCACAUCAUUGGACAUUGUAUUACUACACUGACUGGCUGCUCUAAUCUCUCCACUACUUGAGCCAUCGUCUCUCUAUUGCGGACUGUUACUGAUCCUGCCAAGAGCCUGCCCAGAUAUGGCCGGCGUAAUUAAGAAAGGAUACCUGGACGUCAAGAUGAAGGGGAUGAUCAGCUCGACGUACAAAAGGAGGUAUGUCAUUCUCAGACGAAACACUGACAAAGGAAGCAAAGCAGUGGAAAUCACUGAAACGGAGACUCUGGAUCAAAAUGACAUCGAUAUUAUUCCACUGAAUGAUGCAUGGACAGUACAGGAAAAGGCAUCUCAGAAUAAGAAGAGAUAUGCUUUUGAGUUGGUUGUAGGUGGUAAUGUUAUGAUGACAUUUAGCUGUCCUUCACUGGCUAAUAGAGAGGAAUGGACAGAGUCAUUUCACAUUCUUAACAAAGUCUCGGCAUAUUCACCACCUCUUAAUGCACCAGACAUGUACUCUGUCGUAUUGGAGAGGAGUCUAUCAGCUGUUGAAAUAGGAGUAUCGGGUCCUUGUCUGCUCAGGUUGCAAGACAGCGCUAUUGUCCUUUACUCAGAGUGUGGACGGAAUAAGUUACAUAAUUGGGCAGCAGAGAAUGUAAAGAACCUCUCUCUUGGAGUAGAGCAGUUACUUCUGGAGGUUUACAGACCAGGCAAUAAAGCAUUGACAGAAUUCAUUUUCAAUGUGGAAAUGAACGUCGGGCGACAGAUACUCACCUCAUGGAGUAUGUCACUUUUGGAAAACGUCGACCCACGGAAGCUCAACCUGAUAUCCAAUUACAUACUAAGCACUCAAGGGAACGGAGGAGGGAAAGAGGCCAGCAAAUCCAACAGCUUGUCAAAGAAUUUCUUUGGCACCCUCAAGCAAAAAGGAUCACAGACAAAUAUCAAAGAUGAAAAGGGUACGCAAACGUACAGUUAUACAUGUACAUGUAUCCAGUACAAAUGUUUAGAGGGUGUUUUGUGUAUGAUAAUGAUAAUUGUCAUUAUCACUUCUAUACCAAAGCAAUUUAGGAUGGAGACACAGAGUCUGUGCCCUGUUGUACCAUGCAUGUAACUAAUGAAAUCAAUA
This is a messenger RNA of Amphimedon queenslandica, 1099 nucleotides long. RefSeq names its product docking protein 4-like. NCBI's taxonomy places the organism in Eukaryota, Metazoa, Porifera, Demospongiae, Haplosclerida, Niphatidae. The transcript is spliced from 5 exons. The record is from RefSeq and is a predicted model, not a curated record. Bases 119 to 1084 code for a protein of 321 amino acids.